AUGUCCAGCUCGCUGCUGGUCGAUGGGGCAAUGGUCUGGGGGUCCACGGUUGUCACCCAGCAAGCCAUGGAGUGGGAGAUUUCCGUCACUCAGUCAGCUACUAGCAUGAGCUAUAGUAUUCUGCUGCAGGGUUUGGGGGGUACCUUUGCCGUUCCGCUCAUUGAAGCCUAUGGUCGCAAGGUCCGAUGCGCCCACGGAUUGCAUCUUACUCUGGCGUUGCCUAUUGGCAUCACGGCCACUGUCGAUACUUUUUUGCAUAGCCCUCCCUACCUGUUCAACACUAUCCAAGCAUCAUCCAUGCGUUUUGCCGGAUGGACUUUCGGUCACUUCUUUAACGAUAUGGCUAGCGGCUUGCUCACCUAUGGACUAACCAUGCAUUUCGGCAAGCACUGGAUUGGGCUGGCCUUUGGCUGGAUCAUGGUCAACAUCGGCAUGGUGGCCACGAUUGUGGCCAUCUCAGCCUCAGCAUACGCGUUGGAGCGAUACCCUGAGCAGUCCACUUGUGUAUCAGCGAUCCUCAACAUGUGGCGGACCUGCGGUGGCUUUGCCGUGGGGUACUUAGCCAGCCUGGAUCGAGCACAACGGUCUUGGACUCGUGUUUGGUAUCCAGGCGGCCGCGGUUUGUGCAGCUAUCAUCUUGACCAUCACCCCGGUAUUGCUGUGGGAGCGAUCCAAACAGACAUUGGUCGAGGAUGUCGAAAUAGCAUGAUGCACGAAGAGACACAAGGCUUGAAAUCGUAUACGAGCGAUGACUGGAAUGAGUAG
Penicillium alfredii is the source of this 765-nucleotide messenger RNA. RefSeq lists its product as uncharacterized. The record is from RefSeq and is a predicted model, not a curated record. The transcript is spliced from 8 exons. Bases 1 to 765 code for a protein of 254 amino acids. NCBI's taxonomy places the organism in Eukaryota, Fungi, Ascomycota, Eurotiomycetes, Eurotiales, Aspergillaceae.